ACAAAAGUUCCUGUUCUAAGUAUUCAUAAGAAACUAGGACUGUAGAGUUGGUUAUUCUGCUCCAGCAGUUGAAGAUGACAAGAGAAAUGGGUUGCUAAAGUUUGGGCCCACCAAAGGAUAAAUCAAGAAGAUCCAGUUAUAUUUUCUCAUCCCAGCUUCAUAAAGAUGAAGCCCCUACUGUUCUUGGCUCUGGGGUUGAUCAACACACUUGCUACAGGCCCCCUGGUGACAGAGGGAAAAUUAGAUUGGUUAGUGCUAUCACGCUGUAGUCUUUUUGGGGAGAAUCACAUUCAAACAUUCGAUGGGACAUUUUAUGAUUUUUAUGGAGAUUGCAGUUACAUGCUGGCCGGAGACUGCCACAAACAUUCCUUCUCACUUCUAGCUGAUUACAGAAAUGGCAAGAAGAAAAGUGUUUCUAUGUAUCUUGGAGAAUACUUUGAUAUUCAUUUGUUUUUGGAUGGAACAGCAACACAAGGCGAAAAACGCAUUUCUAUGCCGUAUGCCUCAAAUGGGAUAUUCCUGGAAUCUGAAGCCGGAUAUUAUAAACUUUCCAGUCAGGAACAUGGGUUUAUGGUGAAGAUUGAUGCAAGUGGAAAUGUGCAAGUUGUUCUUCCCAGCAAGCAAUUUAACAAAACAUGUGGCCUGUGCGGCAAUUACAAUCAGUUUGCAGAAGACGAUUUCAUGAUGCAAGAAGGAAUAUUGGCAGAAAAUAGUUAUGACUUUGCUAAUUCCUGGGCCUUGCAUGGAGGGGCGAGAAGAUGCAGGAGAAUGUAUCCACCAAGUAACACCUGCAACAUCUCAUCUGAAACUGCAGAGAAGGACUUCAUGCAAAGAUGUCAGAUGCUUAAGACGUCUUCAGCCUUCAUGCAGUGUCAUCAUUUAGUUGACCCAGAUCCGUACAUAGCCAUAUGUGAAGAUGAUAUGUGUGAGUGUGCCGAGGAGUUAAACUGUCCUUGUCAGACCUUCCUAGAGUAUGCAAGAACAUGUGCUCAACAUGGAGUCAUUACCAGUAACUGGCCAACACAUACUAUAUGCAAACCACAGUGUCCUUUUGGAAUGGAAUACAAUGAAUGUGUAUCCCCUUGUGUCAAGACUUGCCAAAGUCUAAACAUCAAUGAAGUUUGCCAAGAGCAAUGUAUUGAUGGGUGCAGUUGCCCAGAUGGAAAGGUUCUUGAUGGUGACAGAUGUAUACCAGUUUCUGAGUGCUCCUGUAUCCAUUCUGGCAAACGAUAUCCUCCAGGAUCAACUAUUCGACGGGAUUGCAAUUCAUGUACAUGCCAAAAUGGAGCUUGGGAAUGCAGCAAUGAAGAUUGCCCAGGGGAGUGCUUUGUCACUGGACAAUCUCAUUUUAAGAGCUUUGAUAACAAACAUUUUACGUUUAGUGGAAUCUGCCAAUACUUGCUUGCCACAGAUGCAAUGGACAGUACAUUUUCUAUUACUAUAGAAACUGUGCAGUGUGCCGAUGAUAUUGAUGCAGUGUGUACUCGCUCUGCUUCUUUGCGCCUACUGGACAUGCACAAUAUUACAAUUAAACUGAAGCACGGUGGUGGAGUCUCGUUGGAUGGACAAGAUAUUCUCCUCCCUUUGGUUCAAGGCUCUCUGCGCAUCCAGGGCACUGUCAUGUCAGCAGUUCGCCUUACUUACAAAGAAGAUCUGCAGGUGGACUGGGAUGGUCAUGGAAAACUUUUGAUCAAGCUCUCGCCAAUAUACUCAGGUCUGAUCGGUGGUCUUUGUGGGAACUACAAUGGCAAUCAAGGAGAUGACUUCCUUACGCCUUCUGGACUUAUAGAGACUAGCGUGGAAGACUUUGGAAAUUCCUGGAAGCUAAAUGGUGACUGCACAGAUCUAAUGAAACAAGACACGGAUCCUUGUAAUCUCAAUCCCAAGAGAGCCAGGUUCUCUGAAGAAGUAUGCUUUGCUCUUAUGGAUGCCGCAUUCCAAUCAUGCCACAAUGAAGUCAACCCUGCCCCAUAUCUGAAGAACUGCCGUUAUGAUGUCUGCUCAUGCUCAAAUGGGAAUGAAUGUAUGUGUUCUGCACUGUCAACCUAUGCAGCGGCCUGUUCUCGAAAGGGUGUUUUAAUUGAUUGGAGAACACCAGAAUUCUGCCCAAUACAGUGUUCGGAAAGGAAGAUUUAUCAGCAGUGUGGCAGCCCGUGUAAUCAAACCUGCAGAUCUUUGUCCCACCCUGAUGUGGACUGCAGGGAAUUCUGUAUGGAAGGCUGCUACUGUCCCCCUGGCCUGUACACCAAUGAAUAUGGAGAAUGUGUGCCCAAAUCUGAGUGUUCAUGUUAUUAUGAUGGGGAACUUUUCCAGCCUGAUGAUGUAUUUUCCAAUCAUCAUACCAUGUGUUACUGUGAAAAUGGGCUGAUGCAUUGCAGUACAAGCGAAUUGCCAGGUGGCUAUUUUCCUGAAUCGUUCUUCAACCAACCACCAGCCAGAGUAAAAAGAAGUCUAGAGUGCACGCCUCCGUUAAAUAAGAUUAUAUGUCCUGCCGACAAUCCAAAGGCAACUGGAAUAGAAUGUGCCAAAACUUGCCAAAAUUAUGAACUGGAAUGUGUAAGCCAUGGCUGUAUAUCUGGUUGCACCUGCCCAGGGGGAAUGGUCCGGCACAAAUCCAAAUGCGUGGUUCCCCAAAGAUGCCCUUGUUUUCAUGCCGGGAAGGAAUAUGCUCCUGGCUCCUCAGUGGAGAUAGAUUGCAACACUUGUGUUUGUCAAAACAGAAAAUGGCAAUGCACGGAAAAUAUAUGUGAUGCAACAUGUUCAGUUAUUGGAGUGUCGCACUAUCUGACUUUUGAUGGGUUUAGGUACAAGUUUCCUGGUGACUGCCAAUAUGUACUCGCUCAGGAUUAUUGUGGUGGAGCAACAGGGACAUUUCGAAUACUUGUUGGAAAUGAAGGUUGUGGAUUCUCUGGUGAAAAAUGUACUAAAAGAAUUACAAUUCUAUUUAGAAAUGGAGAAAUUGAGCUGAUUAAUGAACAGAUUAAUAUUAAAAAGCCUCUCUCAGAUGAGACCGGAUUUGAUGUCUUGAAGUCUGGUAACUACUUCAUUUUGCUCCUUGGAAAUCAAAUGUCUGUUACCUGGGACAAAGGAAUGAGAGUUUAUGUGACUUUGAAAGAAACCUACAGGGAUAAAGUCUGUGGUUUGUGUGGAAACUUUGACGGAAUUGAAAACAAUGAUCUGAUCAGUAGCAAUAAUCAAAUAGAAAUCGAUCCCAUCAAUUUCGGAAAUUCUUGGAAAGUAAAUCCUCUUUGUGCCGAUGCUGCCAAGUUUGGUGCCGUUUCCCCACUGUCAAUCUGUAAAGACAAUUUGAUGAAGCAGAUGGCAGCAGAAAAUGCCUGCAAUAUUCUUAUGGGCGAUCUCUUUGCAGAAUGUUCAAAAGUAGUAAACCCAGAGCCGUACUGGGAGAUUUGCACAUAUGAUACCUGUACAUGUGAAUCAGUCGGGGACUGCGCUUGUUUCUGUGACUCUCUAGCUGCCUAUGCCCAUGUCUGCGCUCAGAAAGGAAUCAAUGUACACUGGCGAUCAUCCCAUCUAUGCCCCCAAAGUUGUGAGGAGAAGAAUCAGAAGGAUCUUGACUACGUGUGUGAAUGGAGGUACAACAGCUGUACCACUGCCUGUCCUAUCACAUGUCAGCACCCGGAGUCAGUGGACUGUCCACUUAAAUGUGUAGAAGGCUGCCAAGCCUAUUGCCCUCCUGGGAAAAUACUAGAUGAAGUGUCUGAAUCUUGCAUUGACCCUAAGGACUGUCCAGUGUGCACAGUAGAAGGUCGUACAGUUCCACAUGGGAAAAAAAUUAUUUUAAACCGUGAUGACCCUCAGCGAUGUCAGUUAUGCCAUUGUGAAGGAAAACAUUUACAGUGUAAUGUGUGUGAGAUAAGUGGAAUUACAACUGCUGCCCCAACAACUUUACCUGUGGAUAUAAUGCCUACCACUGAGGUAGUAGACACCAGUAUAUAUGAAUGCAAUAAAAUGAUGGACCUGGUUUUCCUAGUCGAUGGAGCCUCGAAACUCUCUGCAGAAGAGUUUGAAGUUGUAAAGGACUUUAUUGUGGGAAUUAUGGAAAAAAUUCACAUCUCACAAAAGAAAAUACGUGUUUCUGUUGUCCAUUAUUAUUCUGCUACAACAGACAGAUCAUUUGGUCUUAAGGAUAACAAGAGGCUCUCAGAGCUAGUUAAAAAGGUCAAGAGUAUGAAAUAUGUUGGAAGUUUGACAUCUUCUGCCCCUGAAGCACUUAAAUAUGCUUCCCACUAUGUGUUUGGGGAAGCUCCAAGGGACAAUGCACCCAAGUUUGCCAUGCUGUUAACAGCUAGCAAAUCCAGCAAAAGUGUGGGAAGUAUAAUGAAAGCAAUCAAUAAAAGAAAGAUCACUGUGAUUCCAGUUGGAUUGGGACCAGAUAUCAGUAUGGAAGAAAUAAAUAUUAUACAAAAGAUGUCGCCCAAGAAUAAACCAUAUAUUUUUGGAAGUGUGUAUGAAUUGCUCCAUCACAGAGAUGAAAUAAUUCAUUAUUUGUGUGACCUUGUGCCAGAGCCACCUAAACCAACAAUUCCUUCUACCAAGAAGCAUGCUGCUACUGAAAAACCAGUACAGAAAGUAACAAUAGUCCCUGUUGAGAAAGUACCAACAACACAAGUUCCUGUGGUUGAACACACAACACAGUCUUCUUGGGACAAAACUGUAGACCUUGUUUUCAUCAUUGAAGGUUCUGAUAAAGUAGGGGAGCUUAACUUUAACAAGAGCAAGAUCUUCCUUGAGAAGAUGAUUCAGAAAAUGCAUAUAAGCGAAGAAACAAUACAUAUAACCAUUAUCCAGUUUUCUUUUACUGUGACUAUAGAGUAUAGUUUCUCAGCGAAACAGACAAAGCAAGACAUCAUCCAAAGAAUAAGGGAGAUUGAGUAUCGGGGUGGCAAUGCUACCAACACAGGGAAAGCCAUCAACUAUGUCUCUGAGCACACGUUCACAACUAACACUGGAAGCAGAGACGAAGUGCCACACCUUGUCUACAUGGUGACAAGUAACCCUGCCACUGACAUCAUCACUAAGGGACCUAAUGACAUAAACAUAAUACCUAUAGCUGUGGGUCCUAAUAUAGAUAUACAUGAACUUGAGCUCAUUACUAACUCAAUGGAUGAAAUCAUAUUAAUUGAAGAUUAUGAUGUGCUUAUAUCAGAUGCCCCAAUACUGGUGUUAGACAAAUGCUGCUCACGAAAAGUUUUAUCAACAACACUGUUACCACCAACUACGACUCCAGCAACUCAACCAAUAGCAGAUAAGUGUAGAAAACCUAUGGAUGUGAUCUUUAUCUUGGAUGGAAGUUCUAAUGUCAGAGCAUCACAAUUUGAAGAGAUGAAAACAUUUGUUAAGGCUUUUAUUAAUAAAGUUAACAUUGGAGUCGAGGCAACAAAGAUAUCUGUCCUUCAGUAUGGAUGGACAAACAUUCUGGACAUUGCAUGGACAGAUCCCCAGGCGAAGGAAUAUCUUCUGAAAGCAGUAGAUAACAUUCAAAAAAUAGAGGACGGACCAGCAAAAAUUGGUGAGGCAUUGCUCUUUGGUGUUCGAACUGCCACAUCAGAGGUGCACGGAGCGAGACCUGGUUCCACCAAAAUUGUAGUCAUCGUUAUUACAGACGUAUCCCUGGAUCAAGUGACUGAGGCUGCCAACAGUGCAGUGAUUAACAGGGUAUCAGUGUUUCCCAUUGGUAUUGGAACCAGAUAUGAUGAUCAGCAGCUGAAGGUGCUAGCUGGUCCGUCUGCUAAUAAGAAGAUUACAAAGCUGCAAAUUAUUGAAAAUCUGCCAACUAUGGUCACCUUGAGCAGUGAAUUUAUCAACAAAGUUUGCACUGAGUUUGUCACAGUUUGCAUUGAUGAAGAGGGCACUCAAAGAAAGCCUGGAGACAAGUGGAUGUUGACUGAUAAAUGCCACAGUGUGACUUGCCUGCCAGAUGGUAAAACCCUUCUGGAGAGCCACAAGGUUAAUUGUGAGAAGAUACCCAAACCUAUGUGCCAUAACAACCUGCCAGCAAUGAAAAUAGAGGAGACAUGCGGAUGCCGGUGGACUUGCCCAUGCAUGUGUAUGGGAAGUUCCACUAGACAUAUUGUGACGUUUGAUGGCUUGGAUUUUAAACUCAUGGGUGCCUGUUCAUACGUGCUCUUCCAUGAUAAUGUACAUGAUGUAAAAGUUAUCCUUCACAAUGGGGAAUGCAACUCAACAAAUCAUCAAACAUGCAUGAAGUCAGUUGAAGUGAAACACAAUAAAUAUUCUAUACUACUUUCAUCUAACAUGCAGGUUUCUGUCAAUGGAGAAUAUGUUCAACUUCCUUAUGCAAAUGAUAACUUCAAAGUCACACUGUAUGGAGAAAUUGUGCAUGAGAUAACAAUUCCUCAAUUAGGAUUUGUAUUUACAUUUACACCAGCAAACAAUGAGUUUAUGCUUCAGCUCAACCCAACUGCAUUCUCUUUAAAAACCUCCGGCCUUUGUGGCAUCUGUGACCAGAAUACAGUGAACGACUUCACUUUGACUGAUGGGUCAGUGACUACAGAAAGCAGUAAAUUCAUAAAGGACUGGACCGUUGUCGACAGUCUGGGCAGAACAUGCGAAACCAAACUGGACGAAGCGUGUACACAACCCAUCAGUUCCAAAUGUAAAAUUAUGUUUUCCAAAACAUUUGAGGAAUGCCAUGCAGUAUUUCCACCCAAACCGUACUUUACAGUAUGUGAAGAAGCGAGCUGUCAUGCUCAAGAUAUCUGUGAGGUCAUUGCUGCAUAUACGCACGUGUGUAGAAUUAAUGGAGUCUGCAUCAACUGGAGGACCCCAGAUUUCUGCCCGAUGGAAUGCCCAAGAUCUAUGGUAUAUCAUCACUGCCACGUGGGGUGCAAUAAGGAAUGUGGAAAAACACCCAAUGGAACGCUCUGCUCGGAUUCCCAAUCAGAAGGCUGUUUUUGCCCUGAGGGAGAUGUAAUGUUUAAUGGGAAAUGUGUCAAUAAAAAAGUCUGCUCCCAGUGCACAGACAGUUAUGGAGAGGAACACCAGCUUUUAGAGACCUGGGUCCCUACAAAUGAUCCCUGCUCCAUUUGUAUGUGUCUUGAAGACCGGAUGAUUAAUUGCAAAGCAAUGCCAUGCCCAACAGUCAAACCUCUCACUUGCGGCCCCUGUGAAAUUCCGAGACUGAAAAAGACUUCUGACCAAUGCUGUCCUGAUUAUGAGUGUGUUUGUGAUCUUACAACAUGUGAAGUGAAUCCUGUGCCACAUUGCGAGAACGGCCUUUUACCUGUCCUUACAAACCCAGGGAACUGCAGACCCAAGUAUGAGUGUGCUUGCAGAAUAGAAGAAUGUCCGAACUACAAGAACCUGAUCUGCCCAGCUCACAAAAAGCUUUCGCUGCAGAAGACCGAAUGCUGUGACAAGUACGAAUGUGUUUGCAGCUGUAUAAACUCUACGGUCCUUUGUCCAACCGGAUAUAGUUCAUCAAUCUCAACCAACGACUGUGGCUGUACAAGUGUUACUUGCAUCCCAGACAAGGUCUGUUUAUAUAAGAAUGAUAUUCACCCAGUUGGAAGUGUGUGGGAAGAUGGGUGCAGAUCCUGCACAUGCACUGAUAAGAAAGAUUCCAUAACAGGGCUUCACAUGGCAGAGUGUCUCCGACUAAGAUGUAAUACCAACUGCGGUCCAGGCUUUACAUACAUGAAGAAAGCAGAGGAAUGCUGUGGAAAGUGCAAAAAAACAGUGUGCGAGCAGAAAAUCAGUCCAAGAGGGCAAGGAGACAUUGAUUUCUCUGGAGAAACAACCCGCUGGUAUAAUGUUGGUGCCAUGUGGAAUUCUCCUACAGAACCAUGCAUUGUAAACGAGUGUGUCAAAGUGAAUGAUGAGGUUUUCAUUCUUCAAAAGAAUGUAAGCUGCUCUGAAAUCAGUACUUCCAAGUGCCCGACUGGAUAUGAGCUGAUCUGCAUGCAAGGAACAGAAUGCUGCCCUAUAUGCCAGUGCGAGCCUAUUCCCGGCUGUCCUUACAAUGGAAGUAUUAUUGCGCCAAACACAGGAAUAAUGAUAGAUGAAUGUUCAAGCUGUGAAUGUACCACGCCAAAAGGGUUAAUUAUGAGUUACAAACUGACAUGCAAGAAAAGGACUUGCCCGGCAUGCCCUAAGAAUUACAUUUUGAAAAAAGAAGAGGGAUCGUGCUGUGGAAAGUGUAUCCAAACUUCUUGUUCUGUGAAACUGAAAAAUGGAACCAUAAUUUAUGUUAAGCCAAAUGAAACUGUGAGAGAUGGAUGUGACAGUCAUUCCUGUAAAAUAAAUAAUCUCGGUGAGUUCACCAGAGAGAAGAGAAUAACCAGCUGCCCACCCUUGAACCGAGAAAAAUGUCUGGCUGAUGGGGGUAAAAUUAAAGAACUGGAUGAUUCUUGCUGUGAAACUUGUGUGGAGCCAGAGUGCAAGCAAGUAACUGCAAUGAUAACUUAUGUUCAGGUUAAUGACUGUACAUCUGACAGACAACUUAACCUUCACUAUUGCGAGGGCAAGUGCACCAGCAAGUCAAGCUAUGACAUUGAAACACACAGCAUGAAGGACCAGUGUAUCUGCUGUACUGCUACCCAGACAGAAGCCAUGAAAGUGCCACUCCGCUGUGCCAAUGGCACUGUGAUUGAACAUGAAGUUCUGCAAGCAAGAAGCUGUGAAUGUAUGUCCCAUAAAUGUACUCAAUAAAACAAGGGAGUUCAUGAUGGAAGUCUGAGCCUGCUCUAUGCACUCCUACUGGGCACCGUGAAAUGCAAUAUAAUGUACAUACACGCCCAGAAAGGAUUUCAUGCUCAGCUGUGUUUAUAUAUAUCAUUUCAUGUGAAAUACUCUCGCAUGAGUUCAUUUAACAACUGCUGUGCUGAUAACCCUCUGGAUAAUAUGGCAGUCAUAUACAAGAAAUAAAGAGAAUUUAUUGUUGUAGUCUAAAUUACUUUUAAAGUUAGGAAAAGGAAAUAUAUAUAUAUAUAUAAAAAUAUUUUUUCAAUUGGUACAUAUACCUUUUAAAAUAAAGAAUAUGGCAUAUGAAGUAUAUAUUUGCCUUAUAGUGCAAUAAUACGGGUCUUUAAGGAAUAUCACUUGUGUUAUGUGCAAAAAAUAAAAAAAAUAUUUUACAUUAGA
Messenger RNA from Xenopus laevis (African clawed frog), 9123 nucleotides. RefSeq names its product von Willebrand factor L homeolog (gene vwf.L). Gene Ontology annotation, biological process: blood coagulation; cell-substrate adhesion. Bases 166 to 8691 code for a protein of 2841 amino acids. Lineage: Eukaryota; Metazoa; Chordata; Amphibia; Anura; Pipidae. The record is from RefSeq and is a predicted model, not a curated record. The transcript is spliced from 52 exons. Gene Ontology annotation, cellular component: extracellular matrix.